Messenger RNA from Ixodes scapularis (black-legged tick), 1695 nucleotides. It is a transcript of the gene ScsbetaA, whose product is annotated as succinate--CoA ligase [ADP-forming] subunit beta, mitochondrial. Gene Ontology annotation, biological process: tricarboxylic acid cycle; succinyl-CoA metabolic process. Gene Ontology annotation, molecular function: ATP binding; succinate-CoA ligase (ADP-forming) activity; metal ion binding. The record is from RefSeq and is a predicted model, not a curated record. Lineage: Eukaryota; Metazoa; Arthropoda; Arachnida; Ixodida; Ixodidae. Bases 58 to 1401 code for a protein of 447 amino acids. The transcript is spliced from 11 exons. Gene Ontology annotation, cellular component: succinate-CoA ligase complex; mitochondrion.
GGUCUUUCGGGUUCGGGAAGUCGAGUCACCGAGUGGGCCAGUGGGCAACAGCCAACAAUGGCGACCUUUCUGCGGAGGACGGUACGGUUCGCUGAGAAAUUCGCCUUGCAGCGGCACUUGAAGGUCAAUCAAGAUGUGCUGGGUGGCUGGCAUCAGCGCAGAAACCUUAACCUGCACGAGAAUGUCAGCAUGCAGCUCCUUCAAGACAACGGAGUCAACGUGCCCAAGUUCGGGGUCGCAUCCACGCCCGAUGAGGCUGAGGAGAUUGCCCAGCGGCUAGGUGCCUCCGACGUUGUGAUUAAGGCAUUGGUCCUGGCUGGAGGUCGUGGCAAGGGCACCUUCGACAGUGGUCUCAAAGGCGGCGUUAAAAUGGUCUUUUCGCCAAGCGAGGCAAAGCAGAUCUCGAGCCAGAUGCUGGGGUACAUGCUGCGCACCAAGCAGACGGGUGAGAAGGGAAUCCGGGUGGACAAGGUCAUGGUGACGGAGCGCCUCUACAACCGUCGGGAGUACUACUUUGCCCUCAUGAUGGAGCGGGAGUUCAACGGUCCCCUGAUCGUGGCCUCGUCUCAAGGCGGCGUGAACAUCGAGGAGGUUGCCAAGGAGAACCCAGAUGCCAUUCUUAAACUACCAAUCAGCAUCGACAGUGGGAUCGACCGGGACGAGACCUCGAAGCUCGUGAAACAGCUCGGAUUCCACCCCAGUGCCGUGGAAGGGGCAGUGACACUAAUUGAGAACCUGUACAACGUGUUCCUCAAGUACGACGCGACGCUCUUGGAGAUCAACCCUCUGGUGGAGGACAAUCAUGGGAAAGUGUACUGCCUGGACGCCAAGUGCCGCUUCGACGACAAUGCGGACUUCCGGCAGAAGGACCUGUUCGCCCUGCGCGACUGGACCCAGCUGGACGAGAGGGAGAGGGAAGCGCACGACUGCAACCUCAACUACAUUGCCUUGGACGGAGACAUUGGCUGCCUCGUUAACGGAGCUGGUCUGGCCAUGGCAACUAUGGACAUCAUCAAGCUACACGGUGGUAGUCCGGCCAACUUCUUGGAUGUUGGAGGCGGAGCCACGGCCCACCAGGUCACGGAGGCCUUUAGGCUGAUCACGUCCGACCAGAAGGUGCAAGCCAUCCUGGUGAACAUCUUCGGCGGCAUCAUGCGAUGCGACGUCAUAGCAGAGGGAGUCAUCCGUGCUGCCGAGACGCUUGAUCUCAAAAUACCAAUCGUCGUCAGGCUCCAAGGGACGCAGGUGGACGAAGCCAAGGCCCUGAUUGCCACCAGCAAGCUUAAGAUCCUGGCCUGUGACAACUUGGACGAGGCCGCCAAGAUGGUGGUGCGUCUCUCGACCAUCGUCGGAUUGGCCCGCUCGGCAGCCGUGGACGUCAAGUUUGAGCUGCCUCUUUAGCGUCAUUCUAACCUAGCCACAGUGGAAGGGGAGGCUACCCCCCAGCACUAUUGUUCAGUGCCACUUAAAUUAUUAUUGACCUCUAAUAGAUGCCCCCAUUGGCGAGGUUGAGUGGACUGGCAGCCAACCCCUCCCUUUGCUGCCACCCGUUUUAAAAAUAUAAGUUACAGAUUUGAGAUGCUUCCGACCACUCCCGCUCCUUGUUCAAUAUUGCAGAAGCAGCCUCCGAUACAUUAGGCUAUGGAAUGUCACACUGUUGUUGGCCACCCUGAAUAAAAUGUAAAUAUGCCACUA